AGUUCUUGAUUGACAUCACUGUUGAUAGAAAAAUAACUGAUGAAAUAUGUGUGUCAGGUAUUAAAUAUAUGUGUAUAUAAAAAUAUAUAACCAUUUAGAAGAAAAACACUUGUAUAUUGUGGAGAAAAAUUAUGGAAAAUGAAUUGUGUGAGAGUACAGUUAAAUGUGAGACACAGACUGAAUGGAUUGAUUUUUCUAAUGAGAUGCCAAAAGACACAGAAAUAGUAUUAUACCAGUGUGAUAUCUGUAAAAGUACCUUCUCUCAAAAAUGUGAACUUACUACACACCAACUUAUUCAUACAGGAGAGAUAUCGUAUGACUGUGAUAUCUCUGGGAAAUCCUUCUUUGAAGAAAGUGCAGAGACUGAGUACAAACAUAUUUAUACAGGAGAGAAGCCAUAUCAGUGUGAUGUAUGUGAUAAAACGUUCUCUCUAAAUGAUCAUUUAAUUAAACACAAACGUGUUCAUACGGGAGAGAAGCCUUAUCACUGUGACAUCUGUGGUAAAUCAUUCUCUCGAAAUCAUCAAGUAACUGAACAUAAACGUAUUCACACAGGGGAGAAGCCGUAUCACUGCGACAUCUGUGGUAAGUCGUUUUGUCGAAGCACAAACCUAACAACCCACAUACGUGUUCAUACGGGAGAGAAGCCAUAUGUCUGUGAUAUCUGUGGUAAAUCAUUCUCUGUGAAAAGCACCUUAGCUGAACACAAGCACACUCAUACAAGCGAGAAGCCAUAUCCCUGUGACACCUGUAGUAAAUCUUUUGCUCGAAAGCAUGAUUUAACCGUACAUCAACGCAAUCAUACAGGAGAGAAGCCAUAUCACUGUGAUAUCUGUGGGAAAUCAUUCUCUCGAAGCCAUCACUUGAGCGAACACAAGCAUAUGCAUACAGGCGAGAAGCCAUAUCACUGUGAUAUCUGUGGUAAGCCGUUUUCUACAAGCAGUACCUUAACCAAACAUAAACACCUUCAUGCAGGAGAUAAAACAUAUGCCUGCGAUGUUUGUGGCAAAUCGUUCUCUGGAAGUAGCAACUUAACUGAACACAUACGAAUUCAUACAGGUGAGAAACCAUAUCACUGUGAUAUCUGUGGUAAAUCAUUCUCUCUGAAAGGUAACUUGACCGAACACAAGCGUGUCCAUACCGGGGAGAAACCGUAUCAGUGUGAUAUCUGUAGUAAAUCAUUCUCUCAGAAAGGUAAUUUAACCGAGCAUAAACACAUUCAUACAGGUGAGAAACCAUAUCACUGUGAUAUAUGUGGUAAAUCGUUCUCUCAAAAAUGUAAGCUAACAGAACACAGACAGAUUCAUUCAGGGACGAAGCCACACCAUUGUGAUAUCUGUGGUAAGGCGUUCUCUCUGAAACGAAACCUGACAAAACACAAACACAUUCAUAGGGAAGAGAAACCAUAUCGUUGUGAUGUCUGUGGUAAAUCAUUUCCUGUCAAUUACCAUUUAACCAAACACAAAUAUAUUCAUACAGGUGAGAGGCCACAUCACUGUGAUAUCUGUGGAAAGUCGUUCACUCAGAAAGGUAAUUUAACUGAACAUGUUCGUAUUCAUACAGGUGAAAAGCCUUAUCGUUGUGACAUCUGUGGUAAAUCAUUUUCUCGGAAAAGACUAUUGGCCACACAUGUGUUUAUCCAUACAGAAGAAUAACUGGCGCUCUGUUGGUUAUGACGACAAGAGUUCCAGUUGAGCCAAACAACAGAACAACCUGCUUGUGAAAUUAACAUGCAAGUGGCCGAGCACUCCACAGACAUGUGCACCAUCGACCCACGUAUACCCCUGGUUGCGUAAAACCUGCUCCUACUUGUUUAGACAUGAACUUGCUGGGGAGCAUCUGACUGAACUUACGAAAUGUUCAGUUGGUAGUCGACACCCAUAGCUAAUUUUGUGUGGAGGCGCAGUGGUUAGGGC
Molecule: messenger RNA, 1916 nt
Organism: Octopus sinensis (East Asian common octopus)
Lineage: Eukaryota; Metazoa; Mollusca; Cephalopoda; Octopoda; Octopodidae
Product: zinc finger protein OZF-like
Exons: 2
Coding region: 132-1655 (507 amino acids)
Source: RefSeq, a predicted model, not a curated record